This is a messenger RNA of Candoia aspera, 2266 nucleotides long. RefSeq names its product poly(ADP-ribose) polymerase family member 3 (gene PARP3). The transcript has 11 exons. NCBI's taxonomy places the organism in Eukaryota, Metazoa, Chordata, Lepidosauria, Squamata, Candoiidae. Gene Ontology annotation, biological process: protein poly-ADP-ribosylation; double-strand break repair. Gene Ontology annotation, molecular function: NAD+ poly-ADP-ribosyltransferase activity; NAD+-protein mono-ADP-ribosyltransferase activity. Bases 265 to 1899 code for a protein of 544 amino acids. Gene Ontology annotation, cellular component: nucleolus; site of double-strand break. The record is from RefSeq and is a predicted model, not a curated record.
GCCGCCGGGCUGGCACUUUCCCCAGAGAGGCGUGUCGCUGUUGCUGCGCCGCUAAGGGCUGAAGUCACUAGGCAAGAGGGGCGGGAGCGAAGCAGCGGCACUCCCUGACGGCCUCCGGCUUGUCCAGGCUUGUCUUGCUGCCUGCCCGGUGCCAGCGUUUGGCUCCUGCGGUGGGACCUCCGGGCAACGAGGAGAGCCCCCUCCCCCGGUGAGUUUGCUACUCCAGGCAAGGAGAAGGUAACAGUUAAGAUUAGUACAGGAACCAUGCCUCCAAAGCGUAAAGCACCUGCCCAAACCCGGGCUGCUGUCAAGGGUAAGAAGAUUAAAGAGGAACCAGAGCUGAAACCUGAACCAGAAGAAGACAGUUAUCUUUCCACCAUGGCAGCACUGAAGGCAGCUCCCAAGGAGAAGUCCGAGGCCAAAAUUGAUUCUGCCUGUCAACUGAGUCAUGCAGACAGUGCCAAGAUUUACCAGGACUAUGACUGUAUGCUGAACCAAACCAACAUUGGUCACAACAACAACAAAUUCUACAUCAUCCAGCUGAUAGAGCACAAUGGAAGCUACAGCUGUUGGAACCGCUGGGGCCGUGUGGGGGAAGUAGGACAAAGUAAACUCAGCAGCUUUCCAACCUUGGAAGCUGCCAUAAAGGAUUUUGAGAAAAAAUUUCGAGAUAAGACAAAGAAUAAUUGGGCUGAUCGGGAAAAUUUUAUAGCUCAUGAUGGCAAGUAUACCCUCAUUGAAGUACAACAUGAAGAUAAAGAGGAACAAGAGGUAACAGUAAAGGUGGACAGUGUAGAUGGAGUGAAGUCAUUUAAACAAAAGAUAUUGCCUUGCACUUUGGACAAGCAAACCCAGGAUCUUGUGUCACUCAUAUUCAGCAAUGACAUGUUUAAAGAAGCCAUGCAGACCAUGAAUAUAGAUGUGAAGAAGAUGCCGCUGGGGAAGCUGAGUAAACAGCAGAUUGCCAAAGGCUUUGAAGCUUUGGAAGCCAUUGAAGAAGCCCUACAGAAGCAGCCACCUUCCCAGAAGCAGCUGGAGGAACUUUCAUCUCGCUUUUAUACCAUCAUUCCCCACAACUUUGGCCGUACUCGGCCUCCAUCUAUCAACACACUGGAAGUUGUCCAAGCUAAGAAGGAUAUGCUUCUGGUACUAGCAGAUAUUGAAUUGGCCCAGGGUCUACAAGCCCAAAAGAAGGAGGAGGAGAAGGAAGAGGCAGAGAAGGAAAUGGUGAAAGAAGUUCUGCAUCCACUGGACAAGGACUAUGGGCUUUUGAAGUGUGAGCUCACCCUGGUGGACCCGUCAUCUGAGGACUAUAAGCUGAUUGUUACCUAUGUGGAGAAGACAGGUUUCACUCACCACAAGCUUUGCAUCAUGAAUAUUUGGAAGGUGAACAGAGAGGGUGAGAACCAUCGUUUUAAGGCUCAUGAUCACUUGGGAAAUCGACGUCUGCUCUGGCAUGGGACGAACAUAGCUGUUGUUGCUGCCAUCCUGAAGAGUGGCCUGCGCAUCAUGCCCCAUUCUGGUGGUCGUGUUGGCAAGGGAAUUUACUUUGCUUCUGAGAACAGUAAAUCAGCAUCCUAUGUGGGCACCACCUCCAACCGGGUAGGACUCAUGUUCCUGAAUGAAGUGGCCCUGGGCAAGGUAUAUUGCAUCACUCAAGAUGACAGUUCAUUGUGCAAGCCCCCAGCUAGCUACAAUAGUGUCCUGGCUUGUGGCUGCACCGAACCUGACCCUGCACAUGAUAAAGAGCUCAUCCUGGAUGAGAAAAAGGUGGUGAUACCACAAGGAAAGCCCAUUGUUAUGACUAAGUACAAAAACUCCCACUUCAGCCAGAGUGAAUAUCUGAUCUACCAGGAGAGUCAAUGUCACAUCCGCUACCUGGUCCAGCUCCAUUUCUGAGGCUUUUCUUGGGUUGCCUUUUGCUGAUGGACUCCACUCAGUUGCUGGCCCUUAUCUUUCCAGUGCCGAACAAAUAUAUGUGUGGCUGUCUUAAGUUCCUUGAGUUGGUCAGUCAGUUCUCCAUCCAGGGUUCAUUGAGUAAUCCUGGGUCCUAGUUCUGCAGAGAAGAGAAUGAUGUGACUCUACCUUGUUUUGAACAGUAUGCUGGCUUCCGUAAAGCAGAUUAGGAUUUUGUUGAUGUCCAGCAAAACAAAGAUGAAGUCAUGACCAGACUACUGCUGUAAAGGGUAUUGUGACAAGGGCUAAUGACUUUUGGAAACCUUUUGGAUCUGCAUAGUCUGAAAAUUAAAACAUCUAUUAAGUUGAA